Polyodon spathula (Mississippi paddlefish) is the source of this 2633-nucleotide messenger RNA. RefSeq names its product pescadillo homolog. The transcript is spliced from 15 exons. Bases 104 to 1858 code for a protein of 584 amino acids. Lineage: Eukaryota; Metazoa; Chordata; Actinopteri; Acipenseriformes; Polyodontidae. The record is from RefSeq and is a predicted model, not a curated record. Gene Ontology annotation, cellular component: nucleolus; PeBoW complex. Gene Ontology annotation, biological process: ribosome biogenesis; maturation of LSU-rRNA from tricistronic rRNA transcript (SSU-rRNA, 5.8S rRNA, LSU-rRNA). Gene Ontology annotation, molecular function: RNA binding.
UGGUCCUGGGAGGAGAGUGUGGCUCCCACGUGUGUAAGUGAUCAGGCUUGCUGGCUGAGUGCGGAAGAUCGGCAGAAUUGUAAAACUUCGAUAAACAUCAAACAUGGGAGGUGUGGAGAAAAAGAAGUAUGAGAGGGGAGCAGCCACCAACUACAUCACCAGGAACAAGGCCCGGAAGAAGCUGCAGCUGAGCCUGGCUGACUUCAGGCGCCUGUGUAUCCUGAAGGGGAUCUACCCCCAUGAGCCCAAGCACAAGAAGGUGGUGAACAAGGGCUCCACAGCCCCCCGCACCUUUUACCUGCUCAAGGACAUCAGGUUCCUGCUGCAUGAGCCUAUCGUCAACAAAUUCAGAGAAUACAAGGUUUUUGUCAGAAAGCUUCGGAAGGCGUACGGGAAGGCAGAGUGGACAGCGGUGCAGAGACUGAGAGACAACAAGCCUUCCUACAAACUGGACCACAUCAUCAAGGAGAGGUACCCCACGUUCAUUGACGCUCUGCGUGACCUGGACGACACUCUCUCCAUGUGCUUCCUGUUCUCCACCUUCGCUCGCACGGGGAAGUGCCACGUGCAAACCAUCCAGCUGUGCCGACGACUCACUGUGGAAUGGAUGAACUACAUCAUCGCCUCACGCUGCCUGCAGAAGGUCUUCCUGUCCAUCAAGGGUAUUUACUACCAGGCAGAUGUUCUGGGGCAGCUUAUUACCUGGCUGGUGCCCUACCAGUUCGCUCACAAUCACCCAACAGAUGUGGAUUACAGAGUGAUGGCCACGUUCACAGAGUUCUACACCACCCUGUUAGGGUUCGUCAAUUUCCGUCUGUACCAGACCCUCAACCUGGCCUACCCUCCCAAGCUGGACAGUAAAGACGAGGCAGAGCUGAGAGCAGAGAAUGAUGAGGAGUACGCCAUGGACUCUGAGAGUUACCUGGAGAAACUCUCGGCUCUCAGUGCCAGCCUGGCCCGUGUCGUCUCCUCCAGUGAAGAGGAGGAGGUGGAGCUGGAUCAGUUCCCUGUGGAGGGGGAGGAUGUGGAGCAGCUGGAGGCCAGGCAGAAGGAGCAGCUGCAGAGUGAGGCUCACAAGAAGAUCUUCGAGGGCCUCAAGUUCUUCCUCAACAGAGAGGUGCCUCGGGAGCCCCUAGCCUUCAUCAUCAGGUGUUUCGGAGGGCAGGUGUCCUGGGACAAGUCUGUGUGUAUCGGUGGGACCUUCGAUGUGACAGACGAGACCAUCACCCACCAGAUAGUGGACAGACCCAGCCUGGACAAGCAGUACAUCAACAGGUACUAUGUGCAGCCCCAGUGGGUGUUCGACUGUGUCAAUGCCAGUAUGCGGCUGCCUGUUGAGGAUUACUUCGCAGGGGUCACUCUGCCACCCCACCUGUCCCCCUUCGUGGUGGAGAAGGACGGGGACUAUGUACCACCAGAGAAACUACGAUUGAGAGCCCUGCAGCGCGGAGAGAAGCCAGAGAAUGCAGAGAGCUCAGAGGAAGAGGAAGAUGAGGAGGAAGAAGACGACAAUGAGGAGGAGGGAUCUGAGGAUGAAGAUCUGGAUGAGGAAGAGGAGACAGACGAGAGAAACCUGAAGAAGAUGGAGCAGCAAAGAGCACAGGGCAAGGCCCUCCCAGUGAAGGUGACGGCAGGCAAAGUGAAGGCAGAGAACAGGGCUCGCUCCGAACAGGAGGAGCAGGCUGAGGAGAAGAGGCUCGCCAUCAUGAUGAUGAAGAAGAGAGAGAAGUACCUCUACGACAAGAUCAUGUUCGGCAAGAAGAGGAAAGUCAGAGAGGCAAACAAACUGGCUGCCAAAAGGAAAGUCCAUGAGGAAACGACCAAGGCUGAGAAAAAGAAGAAAAAGGCCAAGAAAUAGAUAAAGAAAGGAACUGUAGGAAUGAAGUGACGGUCCGAGAGGUGGUGGGGUGGUGUCAUGUUACAUACACACGGCAAAACAUUAUUUUAAACAUGUGGAUUUAAACUACUGUCUGUGAAAUUAGCAGGAGAAAUGAGUGGCUUUGUAUCAGAAGCUUGUUAUGAAAUCAAACUGUUGUCCAUUUGUCUAAUAGCCCGCCCUAGUAAAAUGAGUAAAAUUCUCAAGAGCAUUAUCGUAGAAGGGUGUGUAAACCCAUACUUGGUGAUUUUCACUUUUAUUGCUAACGGGGCAAAUUAAAAUCUUCAACACGUUCAUUUGAAUCUGUUGAGAGAGGUGCAGAAUUUGCUUUUCUUUUCAUUAAUAGUGCUCACCUGUCCUUGUUUUAGGGAAAUUGAAUCUAAUGUACAAACCAUUACUGAAGGUUGUUUUCCAUUCAUGUUUUUUUAUAAUGAAACAUUUACCCCCCCCCCCCCCCCCCCCCCCCCCCCCACUCCAUUUUUCAUUCUUUUUGUUUUAGUUACGAAUGCAUUUUAAAAGCACCCCUGCUGCAAGGUGUAAAGAGCGUGAUUUUUAAAGACAUACUAAAAAUUUCAAUACAGGAUCCCUCCUCUCUCAACUGUACUAGGAGGUGAAGGGUUAAGUUGGGCGGCAGCCGCGGUGUCAGUUUUGUUUAAAAGUUAAAUCAAUUGCAUUCUGUUAAAGAAACAGCGUGUAAAAAAUAAAUAAAUAAAUAAAUAAAUUCUUUAGAAUGUACGUAAUAAAACUUUAAACCAUG